UAAAAUUAAUUGCAAACAAUUUAAUUACAUAUUUGAAGACACAAUUGGAUUGAAAUGAUGGCAUCAAAUGUGAUGAUUACCGAUGUAUUGGACGAAUUGAAUGAAGAAAAUCAAAGACUUUUGUGUGAAUUAAGAUAUAGUCAGCAAUUGAUUGAAAUGUUUGAUAAAUACAGACAUUUAGUGAAUAGUUUGCAAACAAAUUGUGUUUGUAUUGAAAACAAUGAAUUGAAAACACAAUUCAAUGAAAUGGAUGUCAAAUACAUGAUAUUAAUGAAUAAUAAAAGUGAUGAUAAAAGUUGUAACAAUCAAAACAAUAACAACAAAUCUAAUGAUAAUUAUACGGAAACUGUGGACACAAUUGAUGAUAGUUUGAUGAAUAAAUCGAUUAAAAGAAGUAGAGGAAGACAGAAGAAAUUAAAGGAGAAAAUGGUUUAUAAAUGCCAUUACAUGGGUUGUGACAAACAGUUUGGUUACAAGAGUUUACUUCAGACACACAUUAAGAUCAAACACAUUAUGGAUAAAAAACACGACAUCAAUGUUGAUGUUGAUGUAAAUGACGACAACAGCACUUCCGAUGACAUUUGGACACAGGAUGAAGAUAUAGAGACAUCGAGUGAUAGUACAGAAAGUAUGGUCCAAAAGAAGACCAAACCGAAGAAGAAACCAAUUCGUAAACCUGAUCGACGAAAACGAAUUCGUCUGAAGAAGUAUUCGUGCGAUUGGAUUGGAUGUGAUAAACAAUAUUGUUAUCGUUAUGAACUCGUGGCCCACAUCCGGUCCAUACAUACCGGUGAGCGGCCGUUCAAAUGUGACGAAUGCGACAAAACAUUUCCAACCGAUUACUGUCAUAGAGUUCACGUAAAGAAUUGUCAUAGAAUUGAGAAAUUUAAAUGUCGUUACAAUGGCUGCGAUAAAGAAUAUCAAUUUCGUAGUUCACUCGAUGACCAUCAUCUCCGUCACGAAGGCUUAUAUCAGAAGACAUUCAGAUGCGAUGUCGACGGUUGCGAUAAAAGUUUUUAUAAAAAUUAUUUACUUAAAGUACAUAAACGUAUAGCACAUACUGACGACAGGCCCUACCCGUGCGAUUGGCCCGGUUGUGACAAACGGUAUAAACGAUCGCGAAGUUUGACUGUACAUCGCGAAUGUCAUCUGAAUGUACGAAAAUAUCGGUGCGAUAUCGAUGGUUGCAAUAAGACAUUUGCAACUAAAAAACAUUUAUCGGGACACAAAAUAUUUCACACCCGACCACACAAGUGUUCGUGGCCCGGAUGUGAGGCCAGGUUUGGUCAUAAUACUAAACUCGUUGAUCAUAUGAAUGGACAUCAGGGACUCAAACCACAUAAAUGUCAUUAUCCUGAAUGUGAUGUCAGUUAUUCACAGCGAACAUCACUCGAAAGCCAUUUGAAAUCUAAACAUAAUUUUAUGAAAUCAUAUCAAAGAUAA
Messenger RNA from Oppia nitens, 1443 nucleotides. RefSeq names its product zinc finger protein 813-like. The record is from RefSeq and is a predicted model, not a curated record. Bases 55 to 1443 code for a protein of 462 amino acids. The transcript has a single exon. Gene Ontology annotation, cellular component: nucleus. Gene Ontology annotation, biological process: regulation of transcription by RNA polymerase II. Lineage: Eukaryota; Metazoa; Arthropoda; Arachnida; Sarcoptiformes; Oppiidae.